Molecule: messenger RNA, 417 nt
Organism: Zychaea mexicana
Lineage: Eukaryota; Fungi; Mucoromycota; Mucoromycetes; Mucorales; Lichtheimiaceae
Exons: 3
Coding region: 1-303 (100 amino acids)
Source: RefSeq, a predicted model, not a curated record
AUGCUGAGCGAGACCGAUGUAUUAACAGUAGUGAUUUUAAUUCAUGUCAAAAAUUCUCUGUGCCUGUACCCAAACUUGGAGAGCGUACCAGACAUCACCACAAUGGCACCACAAUGGGUUUAUGCAGCCGGAAACUGUUGGGUUCCCUUCGAUUAUGUAACGAAUUCAGCAAUUGAGAGACUCUGGCGUGUAGGUGCCGAUGGCAAUCUUAAUGUCGGAGGCUACCUUGCCUACAUCAACACGGCUGGAUUGUACAUGCUACAGCACAACACCAAGCGUACGAUCACUCGAACGGGCUGUUAAUAUUAUUACACGACAACAGCUACAGAUAAUGCCAACCCAUUCUCGUACUACUGUGAAGUCAGUCGCAAGCUGUUGCUUUCAUCUCGCCGACCUGACGACGACGACGGUUCCAAC